This is a messenger RNA of Poecile atricapillus (Black-capped chickadee), 2341 nucleotides long. It is a transcript of the gene VSIG10, whose product is annotated as V-set and immunoglobulin domain containing 10. NCBI's taxonomy places the organism in Eukaryota, Metazoa, Chordata, Aves, Passeriformes, Paridae. The coding region runs from base 16 to 1566 and encodes 516 amino acids. The record is from RefSeq and is a predicted model, not a curated record. The transcript has 8 exons.
AAACGCUCCCGAUCCAUGGUUGGCACCGGGCGGCAGCGCCGGCCCCGCUCUGCCCCACACGGCCGAGGGGGGAGUGAGGUGACCCCAAGAUGGCGGGUGGGGGGGGUCCCAAGAUGGCGGCGGCCCCAGACGGCGGCUCUGGGGCGGCGGGACCCGCUGGACGACCCCAUCACGGGCCCCUCACGGCGCCGGCGGGCGGGUUCCCCCGGCCGGGCACGCCCGCCCUCCCCAGGCCUCUCGCCGGGGCGGCGGCCGGGCAGUACCGCCUCCGCGGGGCUGUGGCGGCGGCGCACAGCCAUGCAGCUCCGCGGCGGGAUGCCGCCCGCGCGGCUCUUCCUCGCCCUGUGCGUCUGGAGGCUGGUGCCGCGCCGGGAGGCCGCAGGAACAGAUGAAGUGGUCUUUGGGCAGGUGGGAGGAAGCAUCCUCCUUUUAUGCCGCAACGUGUCCAAGGAAGCCACCGAGGUGGUCUGGUACCAAGGGGAUCCACAUUUCUUCCCACCUCUCUUCUCCUCGAGGGUCUCCUUCCCCCCGGACGUUCGCUUCUCCCUGGUGGACAACAGCUCCCUGAGCAUCACGGAGCUGCGUGUGCAGGACCAGGGCAACUACACCUGCAGAGAAGUGCUGAACAGGACGGACCACGAGCACAGGGUGCAGCUCGUGGUGGCCAAUCCACCACAGGCAGCCCCAAAGUGCUGGGCUGAGACCUCCUCAUCGGGGCUGAUGCUGCAGCUGUUCUGCAGCUGGCCUGGGGGGUACCCCCACCCCACCCUGCACUGGAGAGAAGAGGGGCAGGAUUUGGAGAACUCCAGCUGGGUCAUCAGCUCCACUAGCUCCUCGGACACCCACGUGGAGACGCUGAACAGCUCCCACCUCUCCCACCGAAAGGUCUUCAAGUGUGUGGGCAGCCACGUGGUGAAGCAGGAGCAGCCUGCCUGCACUGUGGAGAUAAAACUCCCUUCCCUGGAAUCUGAGCCCCCCCAGACCUGCUUUGUGGGUGACAAUGUGACCCUGACGUGCCGGGUGACCGAGAGCACCCCGGCAGCUCGGCUCAGCUGGCUCCGGGACAUCAGCCAGCCCGAGGUGGAGAUCCAGCCUGGGGGGAGGUUCCUCAUCGCCCAGGAGGGCAACGUGUCCUGGCUCACCAUCCAGAACUGCUCCCAGGCCACUGACGGCGGCUGCUACGUCUGCAAGGCCCAGAACCCCGUGGGGCUCAGGGAGCUCUUCGUCUGCCUCACGGUGAAGCAGCCAGUGAACAUCGUUGGGGUCGUGGGUGCUGUGGUGGUCCUGUCCCUCCUGGCUGUUCUCACCAUCACUGGGGUUGUGUUGUACUACAAUCCCCUCCUGUGCCUCAGAGGUGCUGCAUUCAGGAAUGCAGACUCAGGGGAUGUCCUAGUGCUGGUGGACUCUGAAGAUGAUGAGGAGGGGAAGGGCUCUGAGGAGGCCCUGAGCAGCUGCACCGAGCACGAGGCCAUGGCACUGGUCGGUGGGAGCAGGGCCCCGGCUGCUCACCUGAACCACCUCAUGGAAGGUGACGAUGACGAGCUCCAUGGCGGGGUCUCUCCAUAGGAAGUGAGACAAGAGACACGAGGCUCGUAGCUUCUAUUCCUCCUUGAGGAAGCACACGGAGCUCCAGCUGGAAUCCAGCAUCAAGCAGGCCCCUCACUGUGUGUGGCUGAGCACAGGCUGUCAGUGUCCUGUCCCAGGACACUUCAGGCAGAGCCUUCCCACCUCUCUCUCCACCUGCCCCUUCCACAGUUUCACUCCAUCCUUCCCCAGCCAUGUUUCUCCAUUUUUCUCUCCUCUUCCAUUUUCCUUCUUGUCGUUGGUGUCCCUAAAACAAGGUGACACCCAGCACAGGCAGAAUGGGAACCCCCCUCACUUUAUGCCUGUGAUGAACUCGAGUUCCCAUGUGGGAUUCUGGCUCAGUCCCCAUGAGCAGCUGUGGGAUGGAGAAAAUCACCAUGGGGCUGCAGUGGUCCUGGGGCAAGGGAAGAAGCAAGGGGUGUGUGGGCAGGACAUGAGUGACACUCACUCUGGAGAGGCUGAAUUAUUUGUAUUAUAAAUAUUUUUCCCCUAUUCCUUAUGCGAUGUUGCUGUGUGUCCAAGUCAGGAGUUAAAUCUGUUCCUUGUCAAGUGUGGGUGUAGGGUAAUGGGGUCAUGAGCACACAUGUGGGGGGACAAAGGGGACCUGCCAGCACACAGGGGGUGGCAGGGGGGCCUGAUGGCCCAUGCAGUGGAAGGGAAGCACUCCUGGGAUACACAGAGAGAAACAGGAUCUGCACUGUGGGUGAAGUCUGGGGGGCUGAGCCAUCCCUGGGGUGUCAGAACAGGGGGAGCUGGG